AUGACUUUUGAUUAUCACAACGCCACCAUCGGAUACCGGCUUUCUGUGGCUGACCUGGCCUUGGCCGAAAUUCCGCAAUUACCCGCAUCUCCGCGGAGAGGUGGGAACGAGCAAAUCGACAUCACGAAAUGUGCUGGAGCUGCGAUCGAGAACGGGAUAUCGACCCUAGCGAGUGGAGGGGUUGCGCAGUGGUGGAUGACAAUUGUCGUGCAGGUGCAGCACGAGUGCAUGGCUGAUGCAAGUGAGCCGAUUUCGGACGCAUCGAGAGAAAUGAAUUCUACUUGCUGUAACAUUCCAAUACGCCACGGUAGUACUGACCGCAGAAGUGGAUUUUCGUCAAUCUACGUUAGCAAAUUUCAACCUGUGGGCUGGAACUGGCUAUACUGUGUCACCCUUGUGGAACAGAGUUUGACUGUGAGGGGUAGGAACAUAUUUAUAUCCCUACGCAAUGAGUUCCAUGUUGCCGUGAAGGUCUGGAAACUACGUCGUCAUUUGAAGGAUGUUGGAGGGAUUUUCGGGAUCAAACUCUCCCUUCCUAAUUUCCCCUCUCUGUACCCAUCUAUUUAUGCUUUAGGUAGUUCAAAUCCGUUCUGUUACAAAAUCCCCACUCAACCUACUGCAUUCUAUAAUCGUUUACGUCAGGGAGAGGCCUCGAUUGCUGUAACCGCAGUGGCAAAUUUAAUCUUUAUGGUUUCAGUAUCCAUUAUUGGAUACAGCACUUAUGUGUACAUCUGUAGGUCGAGAUCUCCGCUCGCAAAGAUACUAAAAGUGCACUGGGUGCACGAUCGGUGCGAUCUAAUCGAGCCUACGAAAAGCAGAGCUGGUACAGGAGCUUUUGGAAUUUGGGGUGCCAAACCUGUUCACAUUCGAGGGUAUUUCGCUCCAUUCAGAGAGAAGGAGCGCUCUUUUGAGGAUUUAUUGCCGAAACAUGCAGAAACCAGAGAGUCAUUGGGGAUCCUCGGAGCCAUGCUCUCAGUAGCUAUGGACAUUGCUACGGCGUUCCUGUUCGGCUUUACCGCAAUCUUCAAAGCUGCGCCCCAUACGCAUUCUUUCCCCAGGAAGAAGCUUGGCAUCAGAAUCACACCAAAGUCCCUGGCUUCCAUACGCGCCAAAGAAUAUAUAGUAUACGAGCAGCUAUUCGCCUCGCCAAUAUUAAGAGACGUAGAAAUCUCAAGAAAUGAAAACACAGCUAUUGCACCUAAAAUGAAAGAUUCUACCAGGAACAAAACAGAAUGUUGUGGUGCAGUCGUCGGUCAUGAAACAUCAGGAAUGAACUCUGACCCUUGUUCACUCGACGCGCUCCAAACAAGGAACGGCUGGAUGUCGCCUUGCUUGACUAACUUCCCUUACUCCAUGCCUACAUCUAGGAAGGCUCAAACCUGUCUGAUGCCGGAACGUGGGAAUAUCCAAUUGGGUAGCUAUACCCACAUCCCUGGAGGGGUUCGAGCACUGCUCGGGCCGGUUGCCUCCACCAGAAUCCAGAAGUAUAUCCGAGACCGCAUUCGUUCCUACCUCAUUGGUGGUGGACAUUCGGUAGUGGAGGUAAGGUUUGCCUUGGGACCCAUUUCGCUUUGCACGGCAAGUGGAUUGUAUACGGUUAGCACCACACGCCCAGCUAAUCACGGUGUCUUCACCACUAGCGAGCCCGCCACGCUCGUGAUUCCUUGGGCGGGAGUUCCUGGCGCUGAUGGCUCCCGCAAGCUCUGGAAGCUGGGUAGUUGUGGUGGCGAAUUAUCUCAGCUAGCUCAGCCGAUUGGGGAGAGAAGGGGCGAAGCUCCGACAGGGGCAGAGCCCCUGAUACCCUUGCUAGUCAACAUAAACCCAUGCUAG
Messenger RNA from Lindgomyces ingoldianus, 1830 nucleotides. RefSeq lists its product as uncharacterized. The record is from RefSeq and is a predicted model, not a curated record. The transcript is spliced from 18 exons. The coding region runs from base 1 to 1830 and encodes 609 amino acids. Lineage: Eukaryota; Fungi; Ascomycota; Dothideomycetes; Pleosporales; Lindgomycetaceae.